Anthostomella pinea is the source of this 1596-nucleotide messenger RNA. Lineage: Eukaryota; Fungi; Ascomycota; Sordariomycetes; Xylariales; Xylariaceae. The record is from the annotation of a GenBank genome assembly.
AUGUCUGGGCUCUACUCUUUUACCUUGGCAGUAUGGUCGGAAGUGCAGAAUGGUUUUGCGCACUGGUGGCGCCCUGCUGCUUCCGUGUCGCUCGCCGUCCUCGCCGUGUACUGGGCAUGCUUUCGUAUCUACAGAGUAUACUUUUCACCGCUAUCCAAUAUCCCAGGCCCCAAGUUGGCUGCUUUGACCUACCUAUAUGAAGGCUAUUACGAAGUCUGGCUUGGGGGGAAAUACUUCCUCAAAGUGGCCGAGUUGCAUAAGCAGUACGGCCCAAUUGUCAGGAUAACUCCAGAGGAGGUGCAUUUCGCCGACCCGGAGUUCCUCGACGCCCUGUACCCUGCCGGCAGGAGGAAGACAGAGAAGCCAUCGUGGUUCGCUCUUUUGACUGGCACUCCUUACUCAAUCGUAUCUACCACCCACCACGAACUGCAUCGGCAACGCCGUAACGCCCUGAGUUCGUUCUUCUCCGCAGCCAGUAUUCACAGGUUCGAGCACAUCAUGAGACAGCACCUGGCCAAGCUACUCUCGAGGCUGGACGAGUCCGCUCGCACAAACAGCAUCGUCAAGAUCCACGAGGUAUUCAAGGCCGCUGCAAGCGACAUCAUCACUAUGUACGCGUUCGAUAACUCCUUUGACUUCCUCGACAUGCCUGAUUAUGGCCAAUCCUACUUCGAGUCAACUAACAACUUCUUCCUCCUAACGCACGUCUGUGUCAUCCUCCCUUGGCUGUAUCCUCUGAUACAGAAUUCCCCCGGCUGGCUUCUCCGCAGUCUGUUCCCAGGACUAAGCGAGGUUCGAGACAGGCAAACCUGGUGGCUCGAUCAAGUCCAUUCGAUUCGGAAGUCGCCUGAUCUCCAGCGUGUGAAGCAUACUAUCUUCGGAGGCAUCCUGACAAGCAAACUGCCCGAUGAAGAGAAGAGUGACGCUCGUCUAGCGAGCGAGGCGCAGCUCGUGGUCUUUGCGGGUGAAGGCACAACAGCAUGGGGCCUCAACGCCGCUCUAUACGAGCUGCUCGCCCAUCCCGACGAGCUGCGCAAGCUGAAGGCCGAGCUGUCGGGUGUCGAUGUUGGUGAGGACGGCAUACCCGCCCUCUCACAGGUGGAAGGCCUGCUUUACCUCGGCGCUGUCAUCCAAGAGGCCUUGCGGGUGCACCCAGGCGUCCUGACCAGGCAGAUGCGGGUCUCGCCCGACGUACCCGUCACGUACGUUGACAGCGCAAAGGGGAAGACAUAUGUAGUUCCGCCCGGCGCUGUCACCAGCAUGUCGCCGCACAUCACGCACCGGGACCCCGACGCUUUUGAGGAUCCCUACGAGUUUCGCCCACAGCGGUGGAUUGACAAUCCCAAGUUGGCCCGCUACUUUCAUGGCUUUGCACGCGGUUCGAGGAACUGCGUUGGUAUGACUCUCGCCCGGCGUGAGAUGGCACUCAUUCUUGCCACGCUCAUCCUCAAGUAUGACUUGUACACGGGGCAAAAGGGGCCAACCAUGGAACUGUAUGACACGAAGCGCGCGAGGGAUGUCGAUGCGCACAGUGACUACAUCAUUCCUGUCCCUGCCGAAGGAAGCCAGGGUGUGCGCAUCCUGUUCAGAGCUUGA